AGGCCGGAGGAUCGACUCGGGGUGUUGAUGCGCAAAGUUUGUGACCUUGUUUCCCUAUCCGGAUGCUAACGUUUUCGUGACAAUUCACGGAAGCAUUUGGUGCGAUAUACCUCCGUAAAUCGCGGGAUCGCAGAUUCAUCGACCACGUUUAUUCCCAUGAUACAGCACCUCGUCUCGCCGCGUUGCUCCCCCGAACGCGAUUGCAGACAGAAGAGGGUAGUCAGGUCCCCGCUGAUGGAAUCUUAGGAUACUAGGACGGGGCUUCCGCCUGUUCGGCACAGAUCUCGGCCUGAUGGCUGCACUGGACGUGCCCCUCAAAGACUCAGAGGGCACGCUCCGAACGCUUCGUCACACCGCCCAUCUGCCCUCUAUAUAACGGGGCGCGCGCAGCAUCUCAUCUUCAUCCGUCCCCUCUCCCAUCUACGGGACGACCGACGCGACCACCCACUACUCCCCCGCUAUCUCUUCGUAUACUUGAUCGACUGCGACAUGGCUUCCAACGGAACUCGCUCGAAGGCCCCUUCCUCCAAGCGCAAAGGCGGCGCCAAGGGGGGAAAGGGCGCGCGGGGCAAGGCUUCGCGCUCUCGGCCGGCAGCAAGCCGGUCGAAGACCGGCUGCUAUACUUGCAGGAUACGUCGAAAGAAGUGCGACGAGGACCGCGAUGGCGACGGCUCUUGCUCGACGUGCAAACGCCUCAACAUUCAAUGCUUGGGCUUUGGCCGACGCCGCCCUGACUGCCUGAAGGACAUCGUAGCCGAGUGUCUUCAGCGCAUCAAGGACCACCUGGCUCGCUCGCCGUCCGGCAGGGCUGAGGAUAUGCUCAUCCUCUGCUCUGAGUUGCUGCAGACCACCCCCGCCCCUGCAGGCCCCUCCUCCCCCGCCGGGCCCCUCUACACCCCUUCCACCGCUUCGACCGACCUGCAUACCCCGAGCCCAUGGGCUUUUACCGAAGCGCCUUUGGACGGCGCAGGUCCCAGCUUCACUAUGUCCCCGUUCUCGCGGGACAUGACCAUCAAGGCGGAGGAGAUGGGGACGGAGCCCGCCAGCAACAUGGGGGCAACCUUCCACGAUUACCCAGUCCAUGGCGGGCUCGAUUCGUGGAUGCCCAAGGGGGAGCCAACGACCCCCAUGUUAUCCGCAUCCCCCGCCGAUCCAUUGAUCGACGCGCUGCAGGGCCUUGGGCCCAGCAUGGAGAACCCUGACCUCCUGCAGGUCUCAGGUUCGGCACCCGAGGAUGGGAUGCUGUUUGCGUCCCAAGGCAAUGCCCUCUCGCGCGGACCUUCGUUCGAUCUUUCCUCGUGGCUCAACGACCUCUGA
This is a messenger RNA of Schizophyllum commune H4-8, 1317 nucleotides long. RefSeq lists its product as uncharacterized. The transcript has 4 exons. Gene Ontology annotation, molecular function: zinc ion binding; transcription cis-regulatory region binding; DNA-binding transcription factor activity, RNA polymerase II-specific. Gene Ontology annotation, biological process: positive regulation of transcription by RNA polymerase II. NCBI's taxonomy places the organism in Eukaryota, Fungi, Basidiomycota, Agaricomycetes, Agaricales, Schizophyllaceae. Bases 490 to 1317 code for a protein of 275 amino acids. Gene Ontology annotation, cellular component: nucleus. The record is from RefSeq and is a predicted model, not a curated record.